Soboliphyme baturini is the source of this 851-nucleotide messenger RNA. Lineage: Eukaryota; Metazoa; Nematoda; Enoplea; Dioctophymatida; Soboliphymatidae. The record is from the annotation of a GenBank genome assembly.
AUGGUAGUCGGUUCAAUGGAUACGUUUGAAAUUUUGAUCGCCACCGAUAUUCAUAUCGGUUUUGCUGAGAAGGACCCGGUUCGACGAGAUGAUUCAAUAAACACAUUUGAGGAGGUGUUGCAGAUCGCGCAGAAACGGAAUGUUGACUUGGUUUUGCUUGGCGGUGACUUGUUCCACGAAAGCAAGCCUUCUAGGUACUGUUUGUAUCGGUGUAUGGAGUUGUUGCGGAAGUACUGUCUCAGUGACCGACCGGUGUGCUUCGAGUUGGUCAGUGAGAAUGAGGCAAGCUUUGCGCAUUCUGCAUUUGCACACGUCAACUAUGAAGACUCGAAUCUUAAUGUCGGUUUGCCAGUGUUCACUAUCCACGGUAACCACGAUGACAUCGGUAGCAACGGUCUCGGAGCCAUGGACCUGUUGCACGUCUCCGGUCUGGUCAACUACUUUGGGAAGAAUACGACAAUGGAAAAUGUGACGAUUUCGCCUCUCUUGCUGCGGAAGGGAAAUACAACACUGGCACUGUACGGUCUUGGCGCCAUGAAGGACGAUCGUCUUCACCGUCUGUUCCUCGACCAUAAAGUCAGCUUCUCUAAGCUCCAAGAAGGAAGCUCUAUCGGUCUUUGCUUCAGCAUGAUGGUCAUCCACCAGAACCGCGCUCGUCACAACGUUUGUAACUGGAUUCCAGAAUCUAUGCUACCUGAUUUCCUGGAUUUAGUAGUUUGGGGCCAUGAACACCCGUGCUUGAUCGGUAAGCGAUGGGUUUGCCGAUGUAACAAAAGUUUCAUUAUUGAUACAUACAUAAGUAUGCAUCUUCUACCCUAUACACAUGCAGAAACAUUAAACAGUUAUUAAGA